CGGAGCCAAAAACGACGAAAAGGUCGAAUCAACCGAGAGCGAGACAACAACCACACAAAAAAAUGAAUCGGCGUGACUAUUCGUGUGCUAGCGAUAGUAUGGCCGUGUUGGUGUGAGGAAAAGGGAAGGAGAAAAGAGAGCAAAUGUGCCAAAUCGCUAUGUCAUUUCUUCGUUAUGACAACAUUUCGUUAUUUCAUUAUUAUUAUAUAUCACGAAAGAAAACAAACAUAAUAUGUGAGGCGUCGUCGUCGUUUGUGAAUAAUAUUUAAGGAGAUUCCGCGAAAGACCGACUAUUCAGUAAAGUGAAAUAAGUCAGGGUGCUCGUAUCAUCAUAUUUUCGCGAACUCUUUUCCCUCACAAAUUUUCAAACAGCUCGUGCAUUACAAGUCGAAUGAAAUAAAGUUAAUAAAGUUAUAUCAUAUCACAAGGAACACGGGGAUUAGAAGUAGUUGUUUGUGAACGACGGAAUAAGACGAAGAAAAAUAUCGGGAAAAAAAGAAGCAAAAACAAAUUUGGUUUUGGCUUGAAAUAUUUCUUGGAUAAAGUGUCAUAAGAGAAACGACAACGUACGAGAAAUAGAGACGGCGUGAUGGUGGCUGACAGUAUAAUGCAAUCACGUUUUGACGGUAUAUCAGGCGGUGAUGGAAUGGUGCGUGAUGGCGGUGUGGAUCAAUAUGCGGACGGGCGAGCUGCCAGCGUUUGGGAGGUGUUCAUCGGUGAUAAAAGUUCUCGCACGGACAACUAUAAGAAUUUCUUGUUGGAAUUAUUGCGAAGCAAAGGCAGCCGUCGAAUACUUGAUGUGGCCUGUGGCACUGGAAUCGAUUCGGCAAUGUUGGUGGAGGAGGGUUUUGAUGUGGUUUCGGUCGAUGCAUCCGAUAAGAUGCUCAAGUAUGCACUGAAAGAGCGCUGGAAUCGUCGCAAAGAGCCCGGCUUUGAUAAUUGGAUAAUCGAGGAAGCCAAUUGGCUCACACUGUACGACGAUAUUGAACAUUUAAUUGGUGAUGGUUUCGAUGCGGUCAUCUGUUUGGGCAAUUCAUUUGCACACAUGCUUGACAAUUACGGUGAUCAACGCGAACAAAAGUUGGCCAUUGCAAAUUUCGAGCGAUGCGUUCGACCUGGUGGCCUUUUGUUGAUCGAUCAUCGAAAUUAUGAUAAUAUCAUGGAUACCGGAUCAACGCCAGCUAAAAGCAUUUAUUAUAACAGCGAGCACAUGACAGAUAUAAAAACGUCUGUUCUCUAUGUUGGCGGCAAACCCGCGUUAAUUACUUUAGAUUAUAUCAUUAAUAUGAACAAUGAAAAUAAUGAGUUUCGGUUAUCAUACUAUCCGCACAAGCUAAAUGUUUUUAGCCAAAUGCUACGACAUAGCUUUGGGACCCGAAUGCGCCACCAAAUUUGCGGUGACUUCAAACAGCUCAAUGAGAAUUCCAAUCCAGCCUUUUACAUUCAUAUCGUUGAGAAGUUUUAAUGAGGGGUUGAGUCGAUGCUGCUGCUGUUGCUGUUGCCUCGGAUGCCGGCGGCGCAAAAGGAGAUUGAGUUGUUAUCUAACAAAUUUAAUCAAACCUCAACGCAUUUCUUAAUGUCUCUUUUUGGCUUUCGAAAAAAGGAAGAAACGUUUCAUUUAAUCGUUUCGAGCUGGACACUAAUUUAUAUUUUUUACGGUUUUUUACUGAUAUUAGUUUUGUAAAAUAGAGAUUAUUGCGUAUUUUAUUAGAAGAGAUUAAUUACGGUUAUUUUAACCGUAGCAGAUAAGAUGUUUAAUAAAUUAAAAUAAAUACAGAAAUCAAGAGCAAAA
Molecule: messenger RNA, 1792 nt
Organism: Sitodiplosis mosellana (orange wheat blossom midge)
Lineage: Eukaryota; Metazoa; Arthropoda; Insecta; Diptera; Cecidomyiidae
Product: glycine N-methyltransferase
Exons: 4
Coding region: 590-1465 (291 amino acids)
Biological process (GO): protein homotetramerization; regulation of gluconeogenesis; S-adenosylmethionine metabolic process
Cellular component (GO): cytosol
Molecular function (GO): S-adenosyl-L-methionine binding; identical protein binding; glycine N-methyltransferase activity
Source: RefSeq, a predicted model, not a curated record